AUGUGGUAUUGGGUUUUCCUAUGGGCCCUCUUCUCCUCUCUCUUUGUCCAUGGAGCAGCGGGAGUUCUGAUGUUUGUCAUGCUACAGAGACACAAGCAGGGGAGACUAAUAUCUGUGGUCCUGGUCAGCAUUGGGUUCCUGGCUUCUGUCACCGGAGCAAUGAUAACUAGUGCUGCCGUUGCAGGGAUUUACCAAGUAGCAGGCAAGAACAUGGCUCCUUUGGAAGCGCUGGUUUUUGGAGUUGGACAAACAGUACUAACAGUGAUCAUCUCCUUUUCACGAGUUCUUGCCACACUAUGA
Messenger RNA from Staurois parvus, 300 nucleotides. The record is from the annotation of a GenBank genome assembly. NCBI's taxonomy places the organism in Eukaryota, Metazoa, Chordata, Amphibia, Anura, Ranidae.